GUGAUCGUGGUCGGCGGAGGCCUCGCCGGCAUGUCUGCCGCGAACACGGUCAUCGAGUUGGGUGGCCGCAGUCUGCUGCUGGACAAGUCCUCCUUCUGCGGCGGCAACAGCACAAAGGCCACCAGUGGCAUCAACGGUGCUGGCACGAAGACGCAGAAGGGCAAGUCUAUCCCGGACAACGCCGAGAUCUUCAUCGCGGACACCCUGAAGGGUGGCGCCAAGAAGCCGGAGCUCGCCAAGGUUUUGUGUGCCAACAGCGCCGCGGAUGUGGAUUGGCUCGUGGACAAGUUUGACUUGGAUCUAUCCCUGGUCGCCCGACUCGGCGGCCAUUCUCAGCCCAGGACGCACCGCGGGAAGGCCAUCGGUGCUGCGACCAUCGACUUGGAGUGGGUUCAGGUGCACCCGACUGGUCUCGUGAAGCCGGAUGACCCCGAUGCCAAAGUCAAGUUCCUGGCGGCAGAGGCCCUCCGUGGUGUGGGUGGCAUUGUGUUGGAUGCGAACGGCGACCGCUUCUGCAAUGAGUUGGGCCGCCGCGACUACGUGACGGGUGAGAUGUGGAAGAACAAGCCGCCCUUCCGCCUUUGCCUGAACCGGGCGGCAGCUGACGAGAUCAUCUGGCAUGCGAAGCACUACACCGGACGUGGCGUCAUGAAGUUCUACGCGACAGGUGAAGACCUCGCCAAGGACAUGGGCGUCCCCUUGCAGAAGCUCGUCGAUGCGCACCAGAAGCACUUCGAAGCUGCCAAGAAGCAGGAGAAGGACCCCGAUGGCGGCCCCUUUCCGGCCUACCCAUCGGGCAAGACUUGGGACGAGCCCAGCGGCAAGACCGGCAGCGGAAAGAAGUUCUUCCACAACAUCAUCGACGGAUCCAAGGUGCCAACCGAGCCCUUCUACGUUGCCAUCAUCACCCCUGUGAUCCACUACUGCAUGGGUGGCUUGGAGUGCACCGUCGACGCCGAGUGCAUCGACAAGAAGACCGGCAAGCCCGUCCCUGGCCUCUACGUGGCGGGGGAGGCAGCAGGCGGCAUCCACGGCAACAACCGCCUGGGAGGCAACUCCCUCUUGGACUGCGUGGUCUUCGGCCGCGUGGCCGGGAAGGCUGCCUGCAAGUUCACCUUCGGUGCCGGCGAGAAGUUCAAGCCCUGCCCAAUCCCCAAAGAGCUCAAGGAGCUCUCCAAGUGA
Symbiodinium sp. CCMP2456 is the source of this 1182-nucleotide messenger RNA. Lineage: Eukaryota; Dinophyceae; Suessiales; Symbiodiniaceae. The record is from the annotation of a GenBank genome assembly.